AAGCGCAAAUAUCAUGUCAAAUAGAAACAUGAUAUUUAUAUUGUUUUUAAUUGUUUUAUAUUAAGCUCCAAUUGCUUUAAUCAAAAAAGAAAUAUAAAUAUGAUCAACUUUUUACUUGUAUUUUUACUACAUUUAAAUAUAUAUCUUGUGAUAUAAAUAUUUUAAAUUGAUAUUCAAAUUUAAAGUCAGUACGUGGUUGAACAUUGUGUGAUGUGUUUGUUGUUUUUUUUUCUCUCACUGCCAUUUUAAAUAAUUAUUAUAAAAACGAUAAAUAAUGAGUCAAACAAUGUCUCAAAGUUUAAAAAAUCGUAAAAUAACUGUUGACAUACUUGCAACAUUAUUUGGUCUUGGUGCAUGGAUUGGAAUAAAUGGUAUUUAUUCACAAUUACCACAACUUGUAUUUACAGCACCAGAACAAUGGAAUCUAGCAUCUCAUAUUGUUAUUGUUGUACAAUUUGCAAAUUUAGGACCAAUAUUAUAUACACUAUAUACAAAAUAUUCACCAUGGACAAGAGAUCAUUAUAUAAUAUAUUUUCUUCUUGCUUCAGCAACAAUUGGUACUUAUUAUUUAUCAUUUAAUUACAAAAAUAUAUCAACAAUAUUUAAUAGUCAACAUUCAACAUCAUUAAUGACAAUUGUAUUUAUUUGUGCAUUUGUUGGUUGUACAAGUUCAGUAUUAUUUAUUCCAUAUAUGAGAAAUUUUCGUGAAAUAUAUAUUGUAUCAUGUUUAGUUGGUGAAGGUUUAAGUGGUUUAUUACCAAAUACAAUUGCAUUAUUACAAGGUGCUGGUGGUGAUCCAUGGUGUAAUAAUUCAACAAAAUUAAAUGAUACUGAAUUAAAAUAUGAAGUAUUACGUACACAGCCAAGAUUUACAACAGAUACAUUUUUAAUAAUAAAUAGUAUAUUAUUAUUAAUGAGUUUAAUGUCAUUUAUUGGUCUUAAUAAACUUAAAAUAGCUAAAGGUGAACGUGCCAAAUCACAAGAUACAACUGAUACACGUCCAACUGAUACAACACCACCACUUAGUUAUAUAACAAAUUCAAAAUGGAAUUUAUCAAAAAAAAGUUAUAUUUCGUUGAUGUUUAUGACUGGUAUUGUUUGUUUUUUGGGACAUAGUACAUUACCAUCAAUUCAAACAUAUGCAUGUUUACCAUAUGGUAAUGUUGCUUAUCAUUUGAGUGUAACACUUGCAUCAAUGGCUGUGCCAUUAUCAAUGGGUAUGGGUUUCAUACAAAAAGAAUCAAAAUCACCAAAAAUAUUAGCAAUUUUAACUGGUUUACUUGUUAUUGUAUCAAUUAUUAUUAUUUAUGUUGCAACAAAAUCACCAAAUCCACCAUUUCAACAUACAACAUUUGGUACAAUAUUUAUUGUUACACUUUGGUUUAUUGUUAAUGGAUUAAUUGGAUAUAUUAAAAUGAAUAUUACAACAACAUUUCGUUCACAUCCUGGUAAAGGACUUUAUCAUGUUGGUGUUGCUACACAAGUUGGAUCUGUUAUUGGUGCUAUUUCAACAUUAACAGCAAUGUCAAGACCAGGUUUAUUUAAUGAAUAUAGUCCUUGUGAUAUGUUUAUCAAACAUUAACAUAUAAAUUUAAUUUUUUUUCCUUUUUCCUAAAUGAAUUUAUUAGUCCAAUUUUUUGUUUUUUUUUUAAUGAGAAAAAUUUGUUUUUUAUUUUCUUUCUGUGAUGAUUUGAAACAAAAAAAUUAAAAAACACUGUACUUAUAUAAUUUUUCUCAAAUUUUAAUAAUUAUUAUAGCAAUGGUAAUGGGAACUUAAUUUUUAAUUAUUAUAGCAGUAUUUUCUAUUAAAUAAUUUUUUUUUUUUUUUAGAUUAAUGUAUAUAAAUAUAUGAAAAAUUUAAUGUAUAAAAAAAAAAAACAAUAUUGUUAUUUACAUUAAUAAAUAAAUUUAUAAAAUGUUAUUUAAAAAACAAUGAGUCAAGCAAUGAAUUUCCAUCUAAUUAUGGUAAACCCAGACAAUUAUUAUUUCCAUAAAUAGUAGUAAAAAAAAAAA
Molecule: messenger RNA, 2013 nt
Organism: Aphidius gifuensis
Lineage: Eukaryota; Metazoa; Arthropoda; Insecta; Hymenoptera; Braconidae
Product: solute carrier family 52, riboflavin transporter, member 3-B
Exons: 3
Coding region: 275-1582 (435 amino acids)
Biological process (GO): riboflavin transport
Cellular component (GO): plasma membrane
Molecular function (GO): riboflavin transmembrane transporter activity
Source: RefSeq, a predicted model, not a curated record